CCUCGCCAGCCUCGGUUCGCGGGCCCUGGGCGCCCAGCGGCAUCCGUCCGCGCUGAUUCCCACUCCCGCAAGCUCCCUCGUUCCGCGUGGCCGGCGGGGAGGGUGGCGGAGGGCAGCGGGACGCUCCGUGCCGGCCACGUUGUGCCCACCGGCGCCCCAUUAUCCCCAAGGCAGGGAUCUCCCGGCCGCCGGAUUUCGAAUUUAGAAAUCACGCUUUAGUCCUGCAAGUUUGGUAUCUGUGACCACUUUAGGUUUAAUAAACACCCAUAAAUUCGUAAAGAAAGGCGAUCUUGAGGGAGGGCGCACGGCCUUGCAGCCGCAGGCCGCGGAAGGCGGAGGAGGCUGUGCGGCGAGGACCAGGCCGCAGCGGAGUCACCACCUCCCACCGCCGGCGCCCCGGGGGGCCACCCCUCAGCUAAAGGCCGCGGUACUGGGAGCGGCCUGCCCUUUGGGCUCCUGGCCAAGGGCCGCACCUCCCCCGCAGCCCCAGCGGCCGCCGCGCUCCCGCCGGGUGACGGCUGGGCAUCCGUGGAGGGCCCCGCCGGAGCUGCCGCCGCCGCCCGCGCCCCCGCCCGCUCGGCCAUGGGCGCCGCCGGCUCGUCGGCUCUGGGCAGCCUCGGCCUCCCCGCGCCGCGCCUCCCCGCGCCGUCCCGGCUCUCCUGGCUCGGGGCGGCAGCGCUGGGACUGGCCGCCGUGGCGCUAGGGACAGUGGCCUGGCGCCGCGCGCGCUCCAGGCGGCGCCGGCGGCUCCAGCAGGUGGGCACCGUGGCGCAGCUCUGGAUCUACCCGGUCAAGUCGUGCAAGGGGGUGCCGGUGAGCGCGGCGGAGUGCACGGCCUUGGGGCUGCGCUGCGGCCACCUGCGGGACAGGUUUUGGCUGGUGAUCAAUGAGAAGGGGAACAUGGUUACAGCUCGACAGGAGCCUCGUCUGGUCCUGAUUUCCCUGACUUGUGAGGGUGAUGCCCUGACUCUCGGUGCAGCCUACACGAAGGACCUGCAGUUGCCCCUCAAGACACCGGCCACGAAUGCAGUUUACAAGUGCAGAGUGCAUGGCCUGGAGAUCGAGGGCAGGGACUGUGGGGAGGCGGCGGCCCAGUGGAUAACUAGCUUCCUGAAGACGCAGCCCUAUCGCCUGGUGUACUUUGAGCCUCACCUGCAACCGAGAAAUUCUCACCAAAUAUUGGACGUGUUCCGGCCCACCGACCAGAUUGUGUACUCAGAUACCAGCCCAUACUUGAUCCUUUCUGAGGCAUCGUUGGCAGAUCUCAAUUCCAGGCUGGAGAAGAAAGUUAAAAUGACUAACUUCAGGCCCAAUAUUGUAAUUUCAGGGUGUGGUGUCUAUGCAGAGGAUUCGUGGGAUGAGCUGCUUAUUGGCGACGUGAUAAUGAAAAGAAUAAUGGCUUGUUCCAGUUAUCGUCUGUGUGACCCUUCUGAGCAGAAGCUGUAUGGAAAAUCACCUCUCUUCGGGCAGUAUUUUGUCCUGGAAAGCACAGGGACCAUCAAAGUGGGGGACCCUGUGUACCUGCUGGGCCAGUAGUAGGAAUCAUGUCCUAGAAUGUCAAGUACCUUUGAAGAAAUGUCCUCAAAAAUGCCCACACUGGAAGCAAAGUUCUGGAACUGGUACCUCAGCAUUUCCUUCAGGUCUGUGACUUCCAAGCAUUUUGUCUUUUGGACUUCCUGGUGCCUCAGUGCCCCCUAGUGCCUUUGUGCAAGGCAAAGAAAUACAGUUGUGGUAACUUAAGAGGACUUCGGUAAGUCACUUAAAUGACAAGGUAGAAUUCUGAAAACCCCUUGUGUAACUGUGAUGGUGGGAUUCCUGCUCCUUCUUUUACAUUUGCCUGUCCAGAGGGCUAACCUCUAUAAUCUCAUCACCACCCUGUAGGGAAAGAACAAGAGGAAGAGUGGGCAAGUGAGGAGAAUGUUCUGGAAGAAUGUGAUGGAAACAAACUAGCUCCCCAGAUAAGGCUGGAGGGUCACAUCACUUUUCUUCUCAAGCCCUAGACUAGCUUUUGAGAAGGCAGAAAGAGCCUGACCUUCGGGAAACGCCUGAGACGUUAAUUUUCCAUAGGUCAUCUUGGCUCUGGCACUGUUGCUCCUCAGACAAUGUCCGUGAGUGUUUGAUGGAACCUUUGUAGCAUGCGGUGUCUGUGGGCUGGAGAACUGCAUCCAUGCCAGGGUAGAAAAUCAACUCAUGAGAGCAGCCUUGCUGUCAGACUCUGAUGUGGAACAUGUGAAAAGCAAGACAAAAGCUUCCUCGCCUUGAAGCAAAACACCAAAUACAUCUCAUUAGUAAUCCCAAAGUUUUCCCCACAUAGGAGAGUGGGCAGUAGGACUAGGGAAGGGAAGACCCCUAGUUUGAUGUUGUUUGAGAGACUGUUUAAUGUUGCCCAGGGAAAUGAUGGUGUCCCUCUUGGCAGAAGAGCAAAAAGAAGGGGAAAGGAGAGUGGUGGUGAAUGGUAGCUCAGCCCAUGCUGUGGAAAAGAUUGAUGAAAAUACCUGUAGAUGGGUUUUAAUUUUCCAUCCCUGAACUUUUUUUUUUUUUUAAAGCAAGUGGGGGUAUCCUCCAGGUGCUCUCUGCUUCUCGGUUGUAAGUAUUUGAUUCCCUAAAAGCUCUCAGGAGGGUGGCUGUUCUGUCACAAAGCCCUCCGGGAUCCUUGCUGGUCUCAUCAACUCAUGACCGGGUCCACCUCCUCAAAUUCAGGGUGAGAAAGUUCUGGAGUCCAUGGAUGAGAAGAAAUUUGAUUUUGUGAUUUGAAAUAAACCACUGAAAACCUUUCAAAGGAGAAAAAGAAAGCAUGUUCUAGUUCAUUAAAAAGCAAGAUCUAAUCUUUCUACUGAUCCAAUGAUUUAACUCUGUUGAUGAACCAUUUCUUUCACUGGCAUUUUGUCCCUAGGAAGCUGACCAAAUCAUGAAAAAAUGUUCCCAAACUGUAAGUAAAUGGAAGCUACUUUGACUAGUUUCAGAUCUUACUAACUUCUUGGCACAGAAAUCAGACUUUGAAGCUGACUGAUGUGAAUGGGCAAAGCCAAUAAUUCUGACGCCUGACCAGACCCGGGUCUCUUACAAAUGGACCUGCUCACACACGGCUUCCCCAGGCAAACACCCAUCUUUGACGGGCUGUCAAGUGAACAUGCUUUUUACCAAAAGCUGUGCAUUUUCCAUGUCGGUUUUAUAAAAGAGGUUAGUAAUCAUUGGAAUCUAGCCUAGCUCUGAGGUAACAUUAGAAGUGAACAGGUGCAUAUGUAUAUGUUUUCUGGUUGGCGAAUUCUAGCAAUUUGUGUUCUGUACACUCGGCGUGAAGUGGAGAAUGAAAACAAUCCAUCAGGUAAUCUGGCCCACCACCUUCCCCAAUAAAUCCACUGUAUGCUAAAACUACAGAUUGAGGCAAAAAUAAGAGUUCAGCAAGUCACGUUCCUAAUGGGACCUUAGGACCCCACGGCAGAAUGCACACAGGAUUUAAGAAACCAGGUGAAUAUGGACUCUGAGGGCAGCCAAGAGUUAGGCACUGGUGAGAAACUCAGGGCUGGUUUGGUGGCUGUUCCUAGAGAUUUGUAAUCAGUGGCAAGCUGAAUGCCUUCGACCUGAAUUUCUAACCCUUUGUAAAUAGUGACAUCUAAUGCCUCAGUGACCCAUUCUGUGUCAGAGGCCACCCUUCCUGCUGACCCUGUCAUUGUCUGCAGUGUAGAGCGAUCCUCAAAUGGGGGGGGGGUACCCGGACACCAUAAUUUGUCGGGAGUCCCCUUCUGCCCCUCAGAGUGUGAGGAAGAUUCCUGUCUGGAGAGAGAAGUUCCAAUGACCUCUAGAAUCUCAGAGUGGUUGCCAAGCUUUCUGUCAGUGAGAUUUAAAAGCCAUUUACUUGUGUUUAUUUUAUAUUUAAUGAGCUAGUUCAUGCCAAAGGCCGGGCUGAUGUCUCGUUUAUUUUGGAUACUGAACAUUUGCACACAAUUCCACUUGAAAUAUAGGAUCGGGAAUAUAGACGAUCACAGGCCCGCAGAAAGGUCUUACAGCUGUGGGUGAUGGACAUUUGAGGUCAGGCCAAAAUAUCCACUCUUGGUGGGUGUUGUGUUUCAUUCUGGGUGGUGACUUUGUGCUGUAAUCACAGCAGAGAGUUACCAACCAAGAGCUGGAGAUCCUGAAGAGAAGAGUGUGGGGAAGGCUCUACUGGGCAGACUGCUCGAAGGCUCACUUUCGUGACUGUUCAGAGAAAAAGUUGGAGUUUCAUAACCAGGAGACAGAGCAGUGACUUAGACACACAGGGCAGAAAAAAAUCAGGUUAGGCCUGAUGGAAAUCAGGCAGUUGUCUGGCAAUGAGAGAUCCUCCUGUCUUUCUGCCCUUGGGGAUGUGGGGGGCAGGGUGAGGAGGUGUGCUUGUUGGGGGCUGCCCAUUUGGUAGUACCAUGUGGAGGCCAGGCCAGCUUGUGUCUUUGGGAAACUAUCUGUGAGGCUGUCACCAACAGCGAUGGCAGGCUGGAGCUCCUGGCAUGUGUCCCCAGAACUCUGAUAGUGUGACAAAUUGGAGUGGUCCAUGAUGGCAGAGAGCAGAUGGUCAAGAGUCACUCAAACAUGCUGGAGGGGCUCUCACACCAGCCUUCGACUGUAGGUCCAACCAGGCCGUUGGGGCCAUACCCUAACACUAUACUUCCCUAGGUUUUUUUGGUCCAUGAAAUUCUGGAACUUUGCCUGGAGGGAUGCUCCUAAAAAAGAAUUCCAUGGACCUGUAACUCUGGCAAGUCCUGUGUGCCUCCCUUUAGAUUUCUUCAAAGGCCUGGCAACUCAUUGGAGGCUUGGGACCUGCAUCGAGGAAUUCUGUUUAACGCUGCCCUCCUCCAAACUCCUGUCUGACCCCCUCCUGAGAAACCUGUCCUGACCUCCAGAUCUCUCGAGGGGGCACCAGCCAGGGGCAGGGAAUCACGAUUAGCAAGAAUGGUGCACUCAUGAGAAGGCUGAGGAAGUUAAAAGAGCCCCCAACCACAUGAAGGAGGCCUCUCUUGGGAUGCUUCCUCUUGUCGUCUCCCUCGUCCCUGGACUGAGGCUUAAAAGGAUAAAGGAGGUGUGGAGAGAAUGUCUUAGACCAGCUCUCCUAAAAUGGGCCUUGGGGAGAUGCAUUCCUUUUCUUUGGACUCGUUUUCCAAACCUGCAUUCAUGGAUGGAUAGGGUGGACCAGGGUUGAGGGGGUGGACACAGAAUCUAGUCUUGGCCUUACAACAAUACCACACCAGUUCUCCAGGAUGCUUUAUGCACCAGGGAGGGGCACUAUCUUCCCAUCUGUUAGCUUUACCUUUCCCAUGCAACUUGUCAACUAGAGUUGCCUCCCACUACAUUAAGCAGAACUACCCCAGGGGUCCUAUUGCCUCCGACCAUACAUAUAUACUCACUUUAUCCCAUGAUCUUAUAUUUGCAAGAACAUUGUUUGCUUCUACCACUUUCUUAAAAAUGGACAAGUGAGUUAUGGUAGUGUCUGAAGUUGCCCAAUUUUAAGCAAGGGGAAGAAUCUGGUUGAAGGAUUCAACAAAGUCUCUUGGAAUUGGGAUAAUAGAAGUAUACCUGAGGUAUCCCUUUGUUUGCUUUGACUGCACUGUCUUCGGAGGAAGAGGCCCAGACAACAGCUUUGACUAUGAUCCUGUUCUCCCUCAAAACACAGCUGAUAGGGGACUGGUGGGGCCAUCUGGUCCCAUCUUCUUCGGCCUAGCUCAGAAAGAGGAGUUGCCCUAAUCACAUUAUUAGUCUUCCUGGACAGGCUGUAGUAACAAAAGGGGCUGAGAAGUGUCUUCUCAUCUAACUUCUUCCAAGGCUCAUUUUGAUGGCUGGGUCAAGUUCACUCAUGUUUGGCUAUUGACCAACCUAAUCUAUUCGUUCUUGGUGGUCCUCAGUCAUGCUCCCUUACCUUCACAGAGCAUUCUAGACUGCUCUUCCUCCUACCUCCCUUCUGAAGCCCACAGCCUCUGAUUCUUUCCCUUCAUUUCCUGCUCUAUGCUCUCUACCAAUCCCUGACCUAUAACUUCAGUAGUCCAGACUCCAGUCCUGGUGGAGCCCUGUGGGAUGUAAGUCAAGGCUAACUUCCCUCUCUCUCUUUGGGAUUUGCUGGGAGUAUUGUAAAUAUAGUGUUGUCAUAAUUAUUUCUGAUUAAUAUUUUUACACCUAAUAAAGUUUCAAAGGGAUGGUGUUUACUUGGUCUAGGGGAGGGGCACCUUCCAGAUGACUUGCCCAGCAAUUAAAGCGGCUCGUUAGUUGGAGGCCCGCGAUGGCCGAGGACAGCUGGAGAGCUCUUCUUUGCAAGCAGCUCUGGUUAACAUCAACCAGGAAAGCUCUUUGUAAACACAUGAAUAAUUGAUCGUCCAGCGCUCACAUAGCUACUGAGGAUCUGAGCCUGUAUGACUCAUUUGCAAGCCAUCCCUGUCGUCUGGAUGCCAUAACAUUGGAGGAAUGAUGAUUGUUUCUUGGAGAUUCUUCUGUGGCCAGAGUUGCCAAGACCAAGGCUGUAAUGGUUUGUUAUGAUGACCUUUGUUAUUCCAUUAGACUCAAUUGCUUUAAAAAAUGAUGUGUGCAUACUUUAGGAACGUUUUUACCCUUUACGUUGACCUGACAUCAUAGUUUAUAUUACAAAAUGUAUUAAUGACAGAGGAGUGUUUUCAUGUCCCAAGGACAAAUUUUAACAACCAUAAUCUGCCCUUAGUCAUCAUAAAUAUAAAUGUAUUGGUCAAACAGAUCUCGUUAAUGUGGCCAAGAUAAAUGCAAGUCUAUAUUUUAAGGCAGUUGAAGUUCUAGAGAAUAUUUGGAGCUUUUUGUGGGGCUAAGAGAUCUUGUAUAUGUGCUAUCAAAGGGCUGAGAAAAUUAACAUGGUUCCCCCUCUGGUUUUUCGUUGGACAGAUAUAAACGUCUUGGGGAUGUCAAGUAAGAUUGUUCACAUAGUUUCUGGACUCCGUUAAUGCCUGGUGGGGUGAAGCUUAGUUCUUAAAGCUGUAUUCUUUUCAUUAUGCUCACAGUGCUUCUGAAAGGAAAAUAAAGAUUUCAAGACUUA
This is a messenger RNA of Zalophus californianus (California sea lion), 7018 nucleotides long. RefSeq names its product mitochondrial amidoxime reducing component 1 (gene MTARC1). Gene Ontology annotation, molecular function: pyridoxal phosphate binding; nitrate reductase activity; molybdopterin cofactor binding. Gene Ontology annotation, cellular component: mitochondrial inner membrane. The record is from RefSeq and is a predicted model, not a curated record. NCBI's taxonomy places the organism in Eukaryota, Metazoa, Chordata, Mammalia, Carnivora, Otariidae. The transcript is spliced from 6 exons. Gene Ontology annotation, biological process: nitrate metabolic process. The coding region runs from base 583 to 1536 and encodes 317 amino acids.